UAAACAUUCAUCCCGAGGUCUGCUUUCUGCAAACUUCAACCAGACCGAUCCAAGGACGCCCAGAAUGAUCUAUUCUGGGUCAAAACAAGCACUGCAUGACAAAUUUGUUUCUCUCUUUGCACCAUUUAACAGGGAAUUCGAAGAGUGAGAGCCAGAGAGAGGAUUUGAGAGGGCUGGUUGCUUUGGCUUCGCUUCAGGGAAGACAGCUCAAGCGAUACAAUCGCACUGGAGGACGGCUCGUUGUCGGGUUCGUUCAUGGUUAAACGGACGGGAUCUAUGAGCUGCAAUCAUGGUUUUCUUUUUGAAAAUGGUUAUGUUUUGAUUCUUGUCUAUUUGGCUGUCAGAUGCAUUCCAUAUAAAUUUGAUUCAAACUUCUCAAGCGAUGAUCUUGUUCGUUCGAUGGAUGUUCUUGUGAUCAGUUCAGAAGGGAUAUGUGAUGAUGUUUCGUAAGGGUGGGUGGGAAAGUGACGAGAUUGUGAAACAAGUAUCACUGCGCGAAGCAGUAGAGAAGCUGGCGUGUAAGGAGAGGCUUGGAAAGUGGCAGUACAGAAGCAGCACGCAGGCCAUAAAGGAGAGCCUAAUGUUUCCACUGAGAGUAACUGAGGAGCUACUCAUUUGGCCUGAGAUGAGUGCCAGGCAGCGCAGAUGGCAGAAGCGAGGGAAGGAUGCAAACAUCCAUGGAUGAAAGUGGCUUUGGACAGAUUAGUGAGGCGACUUUCGAGUUUGAUUCGUCGUAAAAAAUCAGCUUCGGUAGCGCGAUGGCUUCUGUAGAGCUUGUGGAUUUGUAUUAGUUUUGAAUUGCAGGAAGCUGGGAGGAUAUAUUACUGAAUUCCUUUCAGCAAAUUGCUUUAGGAUAUCAAUUUUGUUGUUGGAAGAUUUAUGUAUGUAUCAAUCAAAUCUCAUGCAUUUACAUAUCUAACAGUUAAAAGUUCAAUUUUUGUAUGUAUACCACUAUACC
This is a messenger RNA of Phalaenopsis equestris, 958 nucleotides long. Its product is annotated as nudix hydrolase 4-like. Gene Ontology annotation, cellular component: cytoplasm; nucleus. The transcript is spliced from 5 exons. The coding region runs from base 437 to 685 and encodes 82 amino acids. Lineage: Eukaryota; Viridiplantae; Streptophyta; Magnoliopsida; Asparagales; Orchidaceae. The record is from RefSeq and is a predicted model, not a curated record.